This is a messenger RNA of Closterium sp. NIES-67, 4635 nucleotides long. The record is from the annotation of a GenBank genome assembly. NCBI's taxonomy places the organism in Eukaryota, Viridiplantae, Streptophyta, Zygnematophyceae, Desmidiales, Closteriaceae.
ACUCUCUCCUUAGAGAACCACAGAGCUAAAGAGCUCUAUUUGCGUCAGGCAUUUCCGCUGAAGCUCCCGUUAUAGCAGAAAACUCAGCAACCCCGCAGUGUCACUCGACAUUAUUUGCUACUAGAAAUGGAUGUUUGUGAUAGUUACCAAAUUUCUUUGGAUAAAUUUCGAAGCGAGCGUCAGACACAAGGCAGACCCGCGGCUGAAGGAGCCACUGGUUGUCAAAACGUUAUUGCGAUUUUACUAUGCUUGACGGCAAAACCGUAUCUAUCUGUCGCAAAACAAAAGGAUUUGCGACCAUACUGCAAGCCCGGGGCAUGUUGCGCUUGUGUUUUGCUGGUUGUACCGGUACAUCGGCGGACGAUUACUCGUGCAUCGUUUGCGAAUGUUUGGCUUUUCUGCUGUUGGGCUGAGAAAAGCCCUUAGGAUCUUUCCAGAGACUAAGUCCAAGUUGAAGAAUGAGACUUGAGAAGUGCAGCGGAAGUUGAGUAGUUGAAUCCUUGUAUUAGUAUAUGAGAACAAGUGAUUGAUUAAAGAAACAAGCAUACAGCAAUAUAUAGAAGAUAGGAAAGUAAAGCAGUUGUAGAAUACAGUUGCAGAAGCGGUUAUCGAGUCGCACAGCGACUCGAUUGUCGCUUCGGUUACCAUCCGCGCUGUUGUAACGGUCAGUCGCAACCUCCAGUUGCGACUCUUCAACUCCCUUCGCGUUCUUUGCCCAUCCCCUCGUGUAACCUCCGUUGACUCGCGUACCCGUUGCGAUCUUCCUCGAGUGUAGUGUUACAUUUCAAAAACGCUUAAGUCCUUUGAGAUAUUUCCAACACUCCCCUUCGUUUCUAGAGUGCUGACGUGUUCAGAUCCGGUGACGUUUGUCUGCCCGGUCAGCAGCAUGCAGUAAUCGAUUUUUGCCUUCGCCAAUUUCUUCGUCAGAUAGUCUGCGGCCAUUUCUGUCGUAAGGCAGUAACUGAGUUGAAGUCUCCCCUUCGCGAUGUCAUCCUUGACGAAGAAGUACCGCAGGGCGAUGUGUUUGGUUCGGUUGGCGAAGCCGUCCUUGUUCGCGAUUUUGAUCGCAGAUUGGUUGUCGCAGAGGAGUGAGAAGACGGGCAGGGUCGCAAUCUUCGCUUCCUCUAGCAACUCUCGUAGGUAGAGUCCUUCCUUGGUCGCAGUACAGAGGGCGAUAUAUUCUGCUUCAGCCGAAGAUAGUGCGAUUAGUUCCUGCUUGCUCGACUGCCAGGAGAUAGUCCCGAUAGGUUCUAGUCGGUAGAUGUAGCCCGUUCUCGAUCGUCGAUUUUCCUUGUCUCCCGCGUGGUCGGCGUCGACGUAUCCGAGUAGUCGUACGGACGGUGUCGUUACUUUGCUGUAGGUGAGCCCGGUCGUCGGCGUGGAGACGAAGUAGAGUAGUGCCCGAUUAAGUUCCUCGAGAUCUUCUUGUUCCGGCUGCUUCAGAUGCGUCGCCAGUUGGCUCGCGUUAUAAGAGAGAUCGGGCCGGCAGGUUACUGCUGCGAAUAGUAGGCAGCCGAGCUUCUGCUGAUACUCCUGGAUUUGCUUCGCGGGGAGUUUUGCGGAGGUGCUGUUGUUGUUCCCGUAGCGGUAGGGAGUCGGGACCGUAGUCGGCGUUAGACCGAAUUUUUUCGCGACAGUGCCUGCGUACUUUCCAGCGUGUAGGUAGAGCGCCGAGUUGUCUUCGACGACAUUCAGUCCCAGGUACUGGGUCACUUCGUCGGACACCAUGAGUGUCAAGUCCUCUUUCAGCUCCCCUUUGAACCAGGUGGCGAUGUCGGUAGUGGAACCGAUGUAGAGCAGGUCGUCGACGUAAACGAUGAGUAGGAUAUACUCUCUUCCCUUUUGCAGUCGGUACAUGCCUUGGUCAUGCGGCAGCUGUAGGAAUCCGAUUUUUACGAGGCGACCGUGAAGAUGCUGCUGCCAGAGCCGCGGGGCUUGCUUGAUCCCGUAUAGGGAUUUUACCAGCUGGCAUACUGUCGUGGGGUCGUCGAUGAAUCCGUGGGGUUGCUCGACGAAGAUCUCAGCGUCCACAGAGCCUGUGACAGAGUCGAGGGCUCACGCGGAGAUGGCGGCGGCGGAUGCUGGACGGAGACCCAUAGGCCGAGUAUCUGCAGUCCUGUUGGUGUGUGUCGAGGGGAAUUUUCAUUCCCGGAAUAGGCUGCUUCGUCACCGUCUUCUGGAUCAGGUGCGGUGAUGCGUUGUUGGGAAGCGAUGACGAGGACAACAGGUUGUGCAGGUGGACUGCAUGUGUCAUGGCGUCUGGCCACAGUGUGGUGGGUAGUCUCAUCCCCAGGAGCAGCUUCUGCAUCGUCGUCUGCAAGGUCCGGUUCAUGCGUUCUGCGACCCCUUGCUGCUGGUGAGCGUAGGGCAGAGACACCAGGCGUCUGAUUCCUCUUUCCGCCAGAUAGGUCCUGAAGCGUUGUGACUUGUAUUCCAGUGCACCGUCUGACUGGAAGCUCUUAAGCUUUGUUCCUGAUUCUCGUUCAGCGAUGGGUAGCCAUGUUGUGAAGGCGUCGAAGGCUUGAUCACGCGUCUUGAGGUUGUAGUGCCAGACGUAUCUUGUUGCUGCGUCGAUAAACGCGAUGACAUUGUUGAAGUCGGCUUCAGUGUCUUCUCGAGGCAUGUUUAAAAUGUCGCUGUAGACUUUUUCCAUCGGUGCGUAUGCAGGUGCGCUUGGGUUGUGAUGAGAUGGGAAAGACUGGUGGGGAAGAUCGGCUUCGGGGCACGUAAAGCACCGUGCGCAUGGUCGUCGAAGUUCUUGGCUGCUCGUUGUUAGGAGGGCGUUGCGUUCUAACACUUCUGCUUGGAUGGUUUGCAGUAUUGUACUGUUUGCAGGGUGCCCGAGUCGUUGGUGCCAGAUGUCAUCGGGAGCGCGAUGGCCGGGCGAGCGGUGGUAUAUGUCGGUGUUGGAGAAGAACGCGACGACCGUGGCGGGACUUCGACAGACUUUUCGUGUGAUGGGCAUAAGUUGAUCUGCUUCGGUUGGCGGUCCUCGGAUCGCUGGUGGUGGUACUCGGCUGAGUCCUGCUGCUGCUACUGCCGGUAUGGUGUUGGAGUGCCAGAACCCAUCAGGGUCGAAGUCGGGGUCAAGAUCCGGCGGGUGUGUCCAGGCGGCGAACGACACGAUUCCGUCGCUGUCGGCAGUACCGCGGUCGGGGACGAAGUCCAACACGAAGACGCCGGACUUCAGGAGAGCACGACCGAUGAAGAGACCGCCCUUCCCGUGGUUUUCGUUGUUGGUGACGGUGAUGAUGACGUCGCGGGUGAGGCGUCGCUCUCGUUGCACGAAGCGUCCGGAAGAACACAUGUGUUGACCACAGCAGCUGUCCAAGAACCAGGUGUUUCGCCCGGUGGGUUCGGCGUUGGCGACCGCAGCGUAUGUCGGGUUGACCUCAAGUUCUUGUGAGCGCGGCGGCGGAAGUUCUUCUUCGUCUGAUGUGGAAGAGCGCCUUGGAGGGCUUUCUUGAGUGGAGGCGACGUGUGGGUCUACUGGACGAUAAACACGAGGAGGUGUGCAGUUGACUUCGGAAUGUCCGGAAGUCUGACAGUUGUGGCAGAACGGUGGCACAAAGGUCCAUCUCCUGUUGUUCAGCGUGAAGCUCGGCGCAGAGGUGCAUCUCCGAUAUCCUUCCGUGGGCGCGAAGAAGCGAGCGUGUGGUUCUCCAUUCUGGCCCGAGCCCGGCGAGGACAAGCGUCACGAAGCUUUCUUCAGUGAUUGUUCCUCCGCACCGAAGCAGGCGGUCGCGGAGGGUCUGGCAGCGACUCAUAUACUGCAUCGCCUUUUCCCCGGUCUUCAUCUGUAUUGUUGUCAGUUGUUGCAUGAGUCUGCUUUGUGUCACGCUGUCGUUUGCUUGAUAGAGACACUUGAGAUGAUGCCAUGCGAGUUCCGCGGAGUUUCCAUAGCUGCGAUAUGUUCUGAUGCUCUGCUGUUCUUGUGGUGACAGGUUCCGCAGGAGAAAUGUGUACGCCAGCAGCGACUGAUAAGUAAAUAUUUCUUGCUCCUUUGCAGUGCCGUUGCUUGGGAAUGGCAGGGACCCGUUGAAGUAUCCCAAGAGAUGCGCAGCCUCCAUCAGCAGCUCGAACUCAAAGCUCCAGUUGCUGUUGGUUGGGCACGGGGCGGCAUGAACUCGAAUGUCCCCGGUGAAGAGUGAUAAGGUGCAAAGGCGUCCUUGUCUGCUGCUACUGGUCGAAGUGCGACAUGAAGCUGAAGAACCUUUCCAUAAGGUUCGGAUCCACGCUUGAAGAGGGUGAUGGGGUCACCAUUUCCGGUGUUCUUCCUGUUGUUUCUUGAGCAGCGCCGGUCUCGGUUUGCAGUCCUGAAGUAUGCAAUCCAGAGUUGCCGGGUUGAAUGUCUUGGGCGCUGGGUGAGCCCGUAGAGAUUUUCUUGCCCUUGCUGUCCAUGACUUGUAAUCAAUGAAUUCGUUGAAUUGCAGAUUGUAGAUAGAGCAUAGUUGCUGGGAGUUUGGUCUCUGACCAGCUCUCAUACCAUGUUGGGCUGAGAAAAGCCCUUAGGAUCUUUCCAGAGACUAAGUCCCAGUUGAAGAAUGAGACUUGAGUAGUGCAGCGGAAGUUGAGUAGUUGAAUUCUUGUACUAGUAUAUGAGAACAAGUGAUUGAUUAAAGAAACAAGCAUACA